Messenger RNA from Trichoderma asperellum CBS 433.97, 951 nucleotides. RefSeq lists its product as uncharacterized. Gene Ontology annotation, molecular function: zinc ion binding; DNA-binding transcription factor activity, RNA polymerase II-specific. NCBI's taxonomy places the organism in Eukaryota, Fungi, Ascomycota, Sordariomycetes, Hypocreales, Hypocreaceae. Gene Ontology annotation, biological process: regulation of DNA-templated transcription. The record is from RefSeq and is a predicted model, not a curated record.
AUGCUCACCAGCCGUCGCGGCCUCACAGCAAAUGCAAUCCUCUCAACGAGGACCAUCUUUGGCCAGGUGUGCGCCUAUCCCGCCAUGAUGGUCAGCGGACACGCUCUUCCUCCCUUUAUCCACAGCAGAUGUGCUCUGGAUGACAGUACGACGUAUAAUUGUGCAAAAGCACAAAAGCACGAAUGCCUAGGAAAGACAUUAAGUAUCUGUGCGGCUCUAAUAGGCAUGUGGCUGGAGAGAACACCGGCCAGCAGCCCUUUUGUAUGGGAGACGAUAUACAAGGAGAUUGCCAAACUGGAUAGCGAGUACGAGUCGUAUGAUAUGGAGACAUCGGUCGAGUCCAUGCAGGCCAUGACAAUAUAUAUGCUACUCCAAGCACAGGAUACAGAUACGAUAGUCAAAAACGACGUCAAGUUUCUCCUCACGGCAUUAGCGCAUACUUGCCAAAAAGUACAUGAAACCUUGGAGUACAACACAUUCGUCGACACUCUCGACAACCCUCUGGAUCGCAAAACGUGGGCCCUCUACGAAGCUACACGAAGAACCAUAUGUCUCAUCUAUACUGUAGAAAUAUUCCUCGAAGUCAGAUUCCGCCAACACGAUUUCCACAGCUGUCAAAAAUUCUCCAAUGCUCCACUCCCCUGUAUCCGCGAUCUCUGGGAAGUCCCCUCCACAUAUGAAUGGAAGAAGCGAUACAAUGCGUUUCUCCGCGCAAGGUCUGCUGAGAAGAUACUUACUCUUGGUGAUUACAAGCUGUCGCAGCACUUGUCCGCUGAGGAGUUUGUCCGCAACACUACAACUGGGGAUAGCUAUGGAUGUAUAACGAAGGAUGUGCUGAGGUGGUGUGAGGGCUUGGAUCAGCUUGGGACGUUGAUUACCCUAGCCUCAGCACUUAUCAAGUAUGAAUUAGAAUCGUCAGAGAUAGCAGUCGGCUAUGUUAAAGUCCCGUAG